Messenger RNA from Paraphaeosphaeria sporulosa, 1426 nucleotides. RefSeq names its product NUDIX family hydrolase. The transcript has a single exon. Gene Ontology annotation, biological process: nucleoside phosphate metabolic process; ribose phosphate metabolic process. The record is from RefSeq and is a predicted model, not a curated record. NCBI's taxonomy places the organism in Eukaryota, Fungi, Ascomycota, Dothideomycetes, Pleosporales, Didymosphaeriaceae. Bases 340 to 1212 code for a protein of 290 amino acids. Gene Ontology annotation, molecular function: ADP-glucose pyrophosphatase activity; ADP-ribose pyrophosphatase activity.
AUUUCGAAUCAAGUAUUGGUCACCGACUAUAGGCCGAUACAGCCACCGACGUUCUACGUGUGUUCAACCUGAAGCACGCAGCCACCAAUAAACCUGUACAACUCGGUGGCUCCGGCCAGGCUGAAGAUCGCGUUGCCUCUUACAGCCUAGUCGACAUAACUUUACUACCUUAGCUGCGCCCCGCUCUGACUGUACAUACCCAGAGGUUGCGACUGAUCGGGGGCUGAACGGACCUCAAGCCUCUACCUCUCAUACACUUUACGGCCCACCCAAUUCGUGACCAGGUGCGAGAAUUUGGCUGCUGAUAAGCUGCGACGAAGUACGAACAUCUGGCCUCUCAUGGACGACACGACAGCAGGCGCAACACCGCUGAGUGACUCUGGUGUGCAGACUUUCUUCCUCCCAGGCUGGGACACCGCAAUUCCGGUGAACCACGAUUCCGGCAUUACCCAGGCUCAAAUCCUAAAUUUCAAGGGCUUCGACACCUGGCAAAAGACUCUCAAAUCUUCUUUGAAGCGCCAGAAGUUUAGCGACCACGAAUUCAACGCGGACCCCUACGAGCUCAAAGCCAUCGAAAUCCAGUCUUACGACCUCGUCGGCUCUUCAAACUACAAACGCCCCCUCUUCAUCAAGCUCAAAGCUAGAGUCGAAAACGCCAGAGGCGAGGAUAUUCCAGCGGUGGUAUUUCUUCGUGGUGGUAGUGUCGCCGUGCUCAUUAUUGUCCGGCCUACGGAUUCUCUCGACGAGCGCUAUGUCAUCAUGACCGAGCAGGCGCGUAUCCCCGCCGGCAGCCUGAGCUUCAUGGAAAUCCCGGCGGGCAUGAUCGACCCCAAGGACGACAGCUUCGGCGGUACAGCCGCGCGCGAGCUCGAAGAGGAAGUCGGACUCAAACUCAAAGAGGAGGACCUGAUCAACAUGACGGAGCUCGCGCUCAAGGGCCACGAGACGGAGGAGCCGCUGCAGAACGCAAUGUACCCGAGCCCCGGGGGCUGCGAUGAGUUCAUCAGUAUCUAUCUGUGGGAGCGGGAGAUGGAUCGCAUGCAGAUUGAUGGGCUGAGGGGGAAGUUGGGCGGCGAGAGGAGCGAGAGGGAGCAUAUUCGAAUUCGUCUGCUGAAUUAUGAGAAGUUGCUGCAGGUGGGGGCCAGGGAUGGGAAGACGCUUGCGGCGUGGAGUCUGUAUGAGUAUCUGAAGAGGACGAGACAGAUAAAGUAGAGGUGAACAGAAUGUUGGUUGAUGUUGAAAGAGAGGGGACAAGGAGUAGCGAAUACGAGAUGCUGCGAGUCAUUCAGGUGCAAUAUCUCAAUGCAAGUCGAGUAUGACGCAACUUCUCGAUAAUCCCGAGAUUGUUUAGCGGAGAUAUUGGAGGCAGUGAUGCAAUGGUAAAUAAGUACAUGGUAUGACUAAAGCAACGCUGACAUAAUGCAUG